UAAAACUCAAAAAUAGCCAAUAGUCUAAAAUGUAUAACAUUUUAUGAUUCGAAAUAAAUUUAACAAAUGACAAAAAAGAGAAAGUCUUCAAAAGAGUCCAAAAUAGUACCUCAACAGGAACUUUAUGCUCGCAUUUCAUUUCUAUAUCAAGCAGCAAAUGUUUAUACAUCUCACUCUAUUCUCAAUCAAAAUACAUAUGUUGAUAAAGACAUUCAGUCAAAAUUAGCUCUAUCUAGAUUUUACAUCAAUACUGCUAAAAAAAUAGCACGAAAAGCCGUCCUAAAAAUAAACUCAUCAAUAAAGCGUACACUUUGUCGGCGCUGUGAUACAAUUCUUUUACCCGCCAUUACUUCAUCCAUAAGAAUAGAAAAUCUAUCAAAAAAUAAUAAAGAAGAAGCAGACACAAUGAUUAUUACAUGCAAUUUCUGUAAUACACAAAAAAGAUAUCCUACAUUGAAAGACAAUUACAGAUUUAAUUAACUAUAUCCAACAGAAUUUAUCAAUAAAAAUAAACAUUUACUUAAAACAACAAUUUAUUAUAACAUUAUAUACAAUAAUAAAGCAAAACAAUGUUUUAUUCAUCAGAAUAAAUACAAAAUACUUCAUUAAUAUAAAAUC
Molecule: messenger RNA, 618 nt
Organism: Pneumocystis murina B123
Lineage: Eukaryota; Fungi; Ascomycota; Pneumocystomycetes; Pneumocystales; Pneumocystaceae
Exons: 2
Coding region: 67-480 (137 amino acids)
Biological process (GO): tRNA processing
Cellular component (GO): nucleolar ribonuclease P complex
Source: RefSeq, a predicted model, not a curated record